Molecule: messenger RNA, 6086 nt
Organism: Rubroshorea leprosula
Lineage: Eukaryota; Viridiplantae; Streptophyta; Magnoliopsida; Malvales; Dipterocarpaceae
Source: the annotation of a GenBank genome assembly
AAACUUGAAGAUAAGUCUCACAAAGUAGCCACAAAAAGACUACCUGAGUCUUCUCUUCUUGAGGAUAUGGUGUUGGGUCGUGAUAGUGAUAAAGAAGCUAUUCUUCAAAGGUUACUAGAAGAUGGAGGCAAUCUCAAACAAGACUUUGUUAUUCCCAUUGUUGGAAUGGGUGGACUAGGGAAGACAACUCUUGCUCGGCUCAUCUACAACGACAAAAGAUUGGAAGGGAAGUUUAACUUCAAGGCAUGGGUCUGUGUUUCUGAUGAGUUUGAUGUUGCUCGAAUAACAAGAACUAUUUUAGAACAGAUAACUAGGAAAAAGUGUGUUUUUGAUGAUUUCAGUUUACUUCAAGAGGAAUUGAAAGGGAAUUUAUCAGGGUGCAAGUUUUUUCUUGUUUUGGAUGAUGUUUGGAAUAAGGAAUAUGGCCAAUGGGAUGUCUUGAAGAGACCUUUCAUGUCUGGAGCUCUUGGAAGUAAAAUAAUUGUCACAACUCGAAAUAAGGAUGUUGGGAUGAUGAUGAGAGGAGAUGAUGGCAUUUACAAGUUAGAACUGCUGCAAGAUGAUGCUUGUUUGCCAUUAUUUACACAACAUGCACUUGGGAAAGAGAACUUUGAUGCGCACCCAAACCUAAAAGAUGUUGGUGAGAAGCUUAUUAAGAGGUGCAAAAGAUUGCCAUUGGCAUUAAAAACCCUCAGUGGCAUCUUGCGGGGAAAGCUGCAUCGUGAUGAGUGGGAAAAUGUAUUAAAUAGUGAGAUAUGGAGUUCAUCAGAGGAUAGAAGUGGAAUUCUUCCUGCUUUGAGAUUGAGCUACAAUCAUCUUCCUUUUCGCUUGAAGCGAUGCUUUGCUUAUUGUGCUUUGUUCCCUAAAGACUAUGAAUUUGACAAAAAGGAGUUGGUUCUGUUAUGGAUGGCUGAGGGCUUGUUACAGCAACAGUCACAUGGAAAAAGGCAAAUGGAAGAAGAGAUUGGUCAUCAAUAUUUCCAAGAGUUAUUAUCAAGAUCACUCUUUCAGCAAUCCAGCAGAGUUGAAUCGCGGUUUGUGAUGCAUGACCUCAUAAAUGAUUUAGCUGUAAAUGUUGCUGGAGAAAUAUAUUGCAAUCUUGAACGUAGCAUGGGUGAUGAAAAAUUUGAGAAGGCUCGUCAUUUGUCAUUCACUCCACACUUAUAUGAAAUAUCAAACAGAUUCAUAGUCUUGGAUAAAUUGAAGCAUUUGAGAACAUUCUUUCCACUAGUAAAGCUCUCUUGCAAUUAUAUGUCCUAUUUGUCUUACAAAGUCUUGGAUGACUUCUGGCCAACUUUAAAUCGCUUAAGAGUGCUAUCUCUUUGCAGUUAUCAGAUAAGCAAGCUACCUGAUUCUUUUGAAAAUUUGAAACAUAUUCGGUACAUUGAUUUGUCCCGUACAGAAAUCAAAUGUCUACCUGAAUCAGUGGGUUCUCUUCUAUUUUUGCAAACACUAUUAUUAUCUGGUUGCCAAGAGCUUACUAAGUUACCUACAACGAUUGGGAAUCUAAUUGACCUUCAUCAUCUUGAUAUUUCUAAUACGUCAUCUUUAAAAGAGAUGCAAUCAAAAAUAGGUAAUCUUAAAAAUCUUGUAACAUUGUCUAAAUUGAUAGUGGGGAAGGCAAGUGGACUGAUGAGGUUAUCUGAUUUGAAGAACUUGGCACAACUUCAAGGAGGAUUGUCUAUUGUAGAUCUACAGAAUGUUUUGGAUGUUCAGGAUGCUAGGGAGGCCAACCUAGACAAGAUCCAUGGUUUGAAAGAGUUAGUCUUGGAGUGGACUACUUCUGAUAAUGAUCCAGAUGAAUUGGCCCUUGAAAUGCGAGUCCUCUGCUUGUUAAAACCUCAUUCAAAUUUAAUGAGUCUUGAAAUUUCUGGCUAUGGUGGUGAGAAUUUCCCUCCCUGGGUUUGUGAUCCAUCAAUAUUUUUCAAUUUAUCAUCCAUGGAGUUCUACAAUUGUAAGAGAUGCACUUCGUUACCAUCACUUGGCCUACUACCUGCUCUCAAAAAAUUGAUUAUUAUAGGCAUGGAGGCAAUAGAAGCUAUAGGUUCUGAAUUUUAUGGGGGACAUGACUCUUUUCCAUUAUUGGAGAAACUGAUGUUUGUAAACAUGUUAAAUUGGAAGGAAUGGACUUCCCCAACUGGAAGUGAAGGUGAAUUCGUUUUUCUUCAUAGGCUUGUGAUUAGAAAUUGCCCAAAGUUGUGCCAAUUACCUAGCAACCUUUCUUCACUUAAAGAGUUGGAUGUCAAAAGGUGCAAUGCGAUGCUUUUGAAGAGUAUGGGUGAUCUCACCUCGCUUGUUAAUUUGAGUAUUGAGGAAACUUCAGAACUGACUUGCUUGCGGAAGAAUUUUACACAGUCCUUGACAACACUUGAGACUUUGUCUAUUGGAAAUUGCAAUGACCUUACUUGUCUGUGGGAGGAAGGGGCAGAAAGAGAACAAAGCCUUUUGCCUUUCAAUCUUAAACAUCUUAGCCUUGAGUAUUGUAGAGCUUUGGAGUCAUUACCCAAUGCAAUGAUGAUGAGGAUGGAUGGAAGUAGUAGCACCAACAGUAGUAUGUUGAUGUCGAGACUGGAAAAGUUGAAAAUUUGUGGUUGUGAUUCUCUCAAAUCUUUUCCAAGAGGCAAAUUACCCAUCUCGCUUAAACACUUGACGAUAGUAGGCUGUAAAGGUCUUGAGUCUCUACCAGAUGCUGAUGGUGACAAUAAUAAUAGCAAUCUACACUUGGAAAUAGGCAAUGUUCCAUGUUUGUAUUCUUCUGAGGGUUGUCAUAAACUACCAGCUUUUCUUAAGAAAUUUGCAGUUGCUGAUGGUGGCGAGUGGUUGGAAUCAUUUCCAGAGAAUAUAUUGCAACAUUGUACGGAACUUCAUUCCAUUAUAAUUAAAAAUUGUAAAAUACUGAAGAGUUUACCCACCCUGGAUUGCGUCAGCAAUCUCCUUGACUUAUCUAUUGACAACUGUGAAGCUUUGGAGUACUUACCAGAAGAGUUGGGGUUAUACACCCCCAAUCUGAAGGAUUUGAGAAUAAUACGGUGUGAGAAUUUCAUAUCCCUCCCAAAUACGAUGUACCAACUGAAAUCUCUUGGAAGGCUAGAGAUGAGAAACUGUCCCGGCAUCGAGUUCAUUCUAGAUGGGGUUUUGCCCCCAAACUUAAGAAAGCUUCAAUUAAGUGGGUGUAAGAAUCUCAAGUGUGUGCCGAAUACAAUGUAUCAGCUCACAUUGCUUUGGAAACUAAUGAUCCCAGGUGGGGCUCUGACAAUGGGCCUCCAAAACCUAACAUCUCUUCAAGACUUGACAAUUGAGCAGAAAUUCCCUCUGGAUAUUGUGCUACCUUCUUCUUUAACUUGUCUUGGGAUCUGGAAAGAAGAAAAUUUGAAAUCCAUACGUGGGCAACUCUUCCAAAACCUAAGCUCCCUUAAAGAGUUUUGGAUAGCUGACUGCCCCAGGCUACAAUCUUUGCCAAGGGAAGCUUUCCCUCCCUCGCUUGGAGAACUGCGCAUUGGUGGGUGUCCACAUCUAAAACGACAGCGGUUUGAGGCGAAAGGAGACUAUUGGACUCUCACCUGGAGCAUCCCCUGGGUUGAGAUAGAGGAGGAUGAGGUAAUAAGACCCUGGUGUGAACUGAAACGGGCAUCACCAUUUUAUGCUUUUCAUAUGAGAAUUUAGAAAAAUUAUAAUAGAUAACACUUUUCUUUGACUUGUGCUACCUUUUCUCAUGUACAUAUGUUGUAAAUCCAUUUUGCAGGGUGUUUUUUCCCCCAUUUAUUGAGAUAAAUAACACCAAGCCACUCCACAAUGUUACUGAUUAUUUGAAAGGGGAUGAGUGGUUGGCCCAAGCAUUGCGAGAAUUCACAAAUAUAUUGAUAAAGCCACAACCACGAAUGAGCUUGCAAGUCGCUAAAUGAGGUUCUUAGGCAAGCCAACCCAUUCGAAUUUUGAAUUCAUUACUGCAGAUCCUAUGUUUUCCAUUUUGAAGAAUUGGGAAGAGUUUCGAAACAAGAAUUGAGUUUUGAUUCAAAAGGAUAUUCUCAAUGGUACCCUCCUUUCCUGCCACAUGUUUUUUGGUGUUUUUCCAUCUGGACUAGCCUUUGUACAAAUUAGAUUUUUCUGCUAUCUAGAACUGGAAAACGGAUAUCACCAUUGCUGAAUUAAACAAUCUUGCAAUCUGACCAUGUCAAGCUACAUAUUCUUCAACUACAGGAUUAGUUAAAAGGUGAUUGAUCCAAGAUUCCUAGUUCAAGCCUCCCUUUUUAGGCAAGUUCUUUUUUCAACAAGUAGGAGCUGGAUGCUUUGAUAUUAACACUGCCUUUCAUAAGGGAGGUGAAGCUUCUGGUAUAUAUGAUGAGUCAGAAAUGAAUGAUCCAACAAUGUGCAUUGUGUUUCCUCUUUCUCAUCAACCAAGAUUACGGAACAAACACAGUUGCUUUAACUGCUGCUUUACUUAACAAUGGAUUGAUUGGCAAAGUAGCUUCAAGUUCUAACGACUUGAUGAAAAAUGGUGGUGCUCACAAGAUCCAUUAUAGACUCAUAGUUGCAGCUACAAGCUUCUACCCUCCAAAGAAUGCCCUCUCUAGUAAGGACAUGGAUUUUCUUUGAGUUUUUCUUGUAACUUCCCUUGAUCAAUUCCCUUAAUCAAGGACAAUUCGAGGAUAUAUUUUAAAGUGGAUGGAGUAAUGCUUCAAGGCAGCAUUAUGCAAAAAUCAUUUCAAGGAUUCCUUUGUUGUAUAUAUCCAUACAUCUGGCGUUGCGAAAAGUCUUCAUGAACUCAUACAUGAACUGCAUGGGGCUUGGAUGAAAUAUAUCAAGUCAUGGGAGCUUUAAAAUAAUGGCUAGUGGCUGGUUUUGAUCAUCAUUGCAAAAAUAGUAGAGAGACAGUGAGAGUGAGUUGCAACAGCAGUAAGGUCAGUAGAGGAGUUAGUUCUGCCAGAUGAUUAGUCAUUUUGGUCUCCGGUUCCUCUUGGAACGCGCUUAGCAUACUUGGUGAGAUUUAUCCCAAAUUUAAUGGCAGAUUUUGACUUCCAGCUUUAUUAUGAUGAUGACUGUGACAUUGGUGAUCCAAGAAUUUAUUUUUGAUGAUUUAUUGUUAUGUACAAUCUCUGGUGUUUCCUAAAGUAGAAGAAACUUCGUUGUUGUCAUAACCCAAUUUUAAUAGGGGCUAAAUGACAAAAUUAGAGGUCUAUGGACUAUUGUUGCAAAAAAAUGAAACUUGAAGUGCUCAAAGGAGGAAUCAACAAAACGACAUUCACCAAAACAGAAAAAAAAAAAAAAUUGCUUGGCUUAUCCUAAAUCCACUCAGGUUUUGAAGAUAUUUUGGGAGAUCGAAAGUUAUCAACAAGAGGUGCAAAAGAAGAGUUCAAAAUAGAUUCAAAGUGGGGAGUUCUAAACAUAAAAGGUAUGAAUCUAGACUUGAAAAGAGGAAGAUGUGGGAAAAACUAAGAAAUCCCAUUCCAGAUAAGAUUUCCAGAUAAGAUUGAGUUGUUAUCUUAGGGAUUGGGAUUGAGUAUUAGAAGCAUAUUAGGAUUGGGUUUUUUCCUUUGUCUAUAAAAAGGGAUCUUUGGCUUUAGAGAGAAAUUCGAGAGUUGAGAAGGAGAAAGAAAGCAAAAGCUGAAAGAGAAGAAAAGGGAGAAGAAACCGAGAGAAAGCCAAGAAAAAAAAAAAAGCAGAACCAGAGGUGAAGUAGCUGUAGAGGGUGAGCGAAGAAGAAACUUGUAUUUGAAAUUUUAUAAAAUAAUAAAGCUUUAAUCCUUCAGCUCCAUACAGAUCUCCAGAUUAAAUCUCUUAUAACUAACAAUCCAUUAAAUGAAUGUAUAAAAUCUCCCAUUAAACUUUAGUUUAUAAGAUCAUGAUCUAUAUCUCAAAUCUAUAUUCACUUUACAAAAUGGCUAGCUUUCUAACUCGUCACUCCCCUCAGUUUCUCCGUCCUCGGUUUCGCUUCCUGAAAUGGUGGACAAGGAAAACUAUGAGAUAACUCAGUAAGUAAAUAUGGAUAACCCUUAGGUAAAACUUUUAGCAUGCCAGAUAAACCAUGUAAGUAUAACAGAACUUUCACUGAUAAACCGUUAAUGCGGAAAUCAAUUUCCGUUCAAUUG